Truncatella angustata is the source of this 793-nucleotide messenger RNA. RefSeq lists its product as uncharacterized. Lineage: Eukaryota; Fungi; Ascomycota; Sordariomycetes; Amphisphaeriales; Sporocadaceae. The record is from RefSeq and is a predicted model, not a curated record. The transcript is spliced from 2 exons. The coding region runs from base 194 to 520 and encodes 108 amino acids.
CACGCGGUUGCCAAACUAUGAGAACAGCUUUCCUCUUCAGAGCACCAAUGACACUCAGCCUCAGCUCUGCGGAAACUUAGAUUCCACAAUACAAAUAACACUCACUUUCAACUCUUCUGAAAUCUUCAUUCCACAACACGAACCAGAAGCUACCCCACACCUUACCAUCAGGCCGAGACUCGACACUCUCGCAAUGAAAGUCACCAUCGUCAUUGUGGCCAUCGUCAGUCUCUUCAGCACUGUUCAAGCUCUGCCUGUCGCCUCUGAGAUGGCACUUACAACGUAUGCCCCAACUGGGUUUGGCAGCACAAUGCUCCAUCUUGCACCAAUAAUGGCACCGUCACCACCAUUAUCGGUACUGUUACCACGACAGCUGCGGCUCAAGCAAUGCCUCGACAGGCAAAAUGUCCAGACUGGCCCUGGCCCUGUAUCUCGCCGGCACUCAAACUGCUCCCGGAUCCGGCCCUAUAAUUAUGAUUGCUGCAGUGGCGACUCAAGACAUCGAUGUGGCAGAGGGUAGCCACCUUGGCUACGAGCUGAUAGUGCUACGAUCCCAGUCGGUCACCCCCAUAAGGCUGUCUAAACUUGACAAGAUGCUUUGACUGCUUGUCAUGAGGACGGUACAGACCAGAUCAAGCUUAUAGUUGACCCUACAAACGCCCAACCUUUCAGUACAGCGAAGUGAGAUUUUACUGCUUUUUGAUUCACUGCCUGUCAACGAACGAAGGAAUGGUUGGAUUUUAUACAUACUUGCCGGUUGGCGCUUGUCUUCAUCAUUUAUGGACGUUUUGGU